AUGGUACUCAUACCAUGUGAUAAUAAGGUCCAAAUCCCAGACUAUGCUGAGACCGAAAGUCCACCCGCAUACACGCCAUACGACACCCCAACCCAGUCCAUCGCCUCCAGCUACCCACAAGAUUUUUCUUCUCUUCCCUCCCCCUCCUUCUCUACCGCCUCCACAUCCACAUACACCCCACCAGUCACAGCCACACCAAACAUUCCGAUUUCCAACGCCGUUUCAUCUUCCCGCUCUGUUUCCCUUUCCGGACCCCUCAAAAUCCUCGAUUCAGUCUCUGGUUCUUCAUCCAUCACGUUAUAUCACCACGUCACUGUAACCGGUCCCAUUAGAGGCAGCGCAAAGAUAAAUCUAUCAGAUAGUGUUACUGUAUCCGGCGAUGUGAAAGCGAGUGCAUCUGUGACAUUAGAUGGUGGAGAGGGAAAAGGGGGAGUAGUGAUUAUGGGGACUGUGAAAAGUAGUGCGAGUGUAGAGAUGAGAGGGAAUGUGUAUGUACAGGGAGAUGUGAAGAGUAGUUCCAAGGUAUUGCUGGAGGGAGUGGGAGGAUUGGUCAGAGUUGGAGGAAGGAUAGAUGCGAGUGGGCCCGUUACUAUCAGGGGAGCGGUGGAGGUGGGAAAUGUGGAGAGUAGUGGGAAGAUUGUUGUUGAGUCGUUGGAGAAGCAGAGGAUUGUCUUGGGGAAAUUGGAAUCGAGAGGUGAAAUGGAGAUUGGAGGGGAUGUGGAAGUUCGUAGUGAUUUCAAGGCAAAUGGUAGUGUGAAGAUCAAUGGAAAGCUGCAUGUUCAUGGAGAUUUUACAGUCCAUGGCAAUGUUAAAGUUCAGACUGGUUCGGAACUAACUGUAAACGGGAGAAGAACUAUACAUGGGAAAUUGGAGAAUGCUUGA
Molecule: messenger RNA, 882 nt
Organism: Sclerotinia sclerotiorum 1980 UF-70
Lineage: Eukaryota; Fungi; Ascomycota; Leotiomycetes; Helotiales; Sclerotiniaceae
Exons: 2
Coding region: 1-882 (293 amino acids)
Source: RefSeq, a predicted model, not a curated record